This is a messenger RNA of Calidris pugnax (ruff), 12004 nucleotides long. RefSeq names its product nuclear factor of activated T-cells 5, tonicity-responsive (gene NFAT5). Gene Ontology annotation, cellular component: transcription regulator complex. Bases 218 to 4528 code for a protein of 1436 amino acids. Gene Ontology annotation, biological process: regulation of transcription by RNA polymerase II; cytokine production; calcineurin-NFAT signaling cascade. The record is from RefSeq and is a predicted model, not a curated record. Gene Ontology annotation, molecular function: RNA polymerase II cis-regulatory region sequence-specific DNA binding; transcription factor binding; DNA-binding transcription factor activity, RNA polymerase II-specific. The transcript has 15 exons. NCBI's taxonomy places the organism in Eukaryota, Metazoa, Chordata, Aves, Charadriiformes, Scolopacidae.
AAUCUGUCUAUGACCUUCUCCCAAAGGAGCUGCAGUUACCACCUUCCAGAGAAACAUCUGUAGCAUCCAUGAGCCAAACAAGUGGUGGCGAGGCAGGUUCGCCGCCUCCAGCUGUAGUUGCUGCUGGAUUUGCCUCUGAAGCAGGGAGUGUCUGCAUUAAAAAUGACCUGUAGUUCUCUGCUUCAUAGAUGCUUCUUCAGCUCCUUCCUCUUCCUCCAUGGGCGGUGCUUGCAGCUCCUUUACCACCUCUUCCAGUCCUACCAUUUACUCUACCUCAGUCACCGACAGCAAGGCUAUGCAAGUGGAGAGCUGCUCCUCAGCCGUGGGGGUAAGUAACAGAGGGGUAAGUGACAAGCAGUUAACCAGUAACACAGUCCAGCAGCAGCAGUCAACGCCGAAGAGACACACAGUCCUGUACAUCUCGCCACCACCCGAGGACUUGCUGGACAACAGUCGGAUGUCCUGCCAGGAUGAGGGCUGUGGAUUGGAGUCAGAACAGAGCUGCAGUAUGUGGAUGGAGGAUUCACCCUCCAACUUCAGUAACAUGAGUACCAGUUCCUACAAUGAUAACACUGAGGUGCCACGUAAAUCACGCAAACGAAAUCCAAAGCAGAGGCCAGGGAUCAAACGUCGAGAUUGUGAAGAGUCCAACAUGGAUAUAUUUGAUGCCGACAGUGCCAAAGCUCCUCACUAUGUCCUUUCUCAGCUCAGCACGGACAGCAAAGGCAACUCAAAAGCAGGAAAUGGAGCAUCAGAGAACCAGAAAGGAGCUGGCGGGAAGAAGACCCCAAUGUUGUGUGGUCAGUAUCCGACUAAGAGCGAGGGGAAGGAGCUGAAGAUAGUGGUACAGCCGGAAACCCAGCACAGGGCUCGUUAUCUGACUGAAGGCAGCCGAGGCUCAGUGAAAGACCGGACACAGCAGGGCUUUCCAACUGUGAAGCUGGAAGGUCACAACGAGCCAGUGAUGCUGCAGGUAUUCGUGGGUAACGACUCCGGUCGAGUGAAGCCCCACGGGUUCUACCAGGCCUGCAGAGUUACUGGGAGAAACACUACUCCCUGUAAAGAAGUGGACAUCGAGGGGACUACUGUUAUUGAGGUCGGACUGGACCCAAGCAACAACAUGACACUUGCGGUUGACUGCGUGGGAAUACUGAAGCUGAGAAAUGCUGAUGUUGAAGCUAGGAUAGGGAUUGCUGGUUCCAAGAAAAAAAGCACACGUGCUAGGCUGGUAUUUCGUGUUAACAUCACUCGCAAAGAUGGUUCAACUUUGACUCUUCAGACACCUUCUUCCCCAAUUUUGUGCACUCAACCAGCAGGAGUUCCAGAGAUCCUAAAGAAAAGUCUGCACAGUUGUUCAGUGAAGGGUGAAGAGGAAGUUUUUCUGAUUGGCAAGAAUUUCCUAAAGGGAACAAAAGUGAUUUUCCAAGAGAAUGUUUCUGAUGAGAAUUCUUGGAAGGCAGAAGCUGAAAUAGACAUGGAAUUAUUUCAUCAGAAUCACCUUAUUGUAAAGGUGCCACCAUAUCACGACCAGCAAAUAACCUCAGCUGUUUCUGUGGGAAUAUAUGUGGUGACCAAUGCUGGAAGAUCACACGAUGUGCAACCAUUUACGUACACUCCAGAUACAUCUGGUACUCUGAAUGUUAACGUGAAGAAGGAAAUCUCCAGCCCAGCCCAUCAUUGUUCUUUUGAAGAGGCUAUAAAAGCAGUGAAAGCCACUGGUUGUAACCUGGAGAAGGUAAACAUUCUUCCUAGUGCCUUGAUAACUCCACUCAUGCCAAGCAGUAUGAUUAAGAAUGAAGAUGUGGCUCCAAUGGAAGUAAGUGCAGAAAAAAGAUCUCCCCCUGUAUUCAAGGCUUCAAAUGUGGUUGGACCAACUCAACAAACAUUGGAAAACAGUAUGUCCGGCAUAUCAACUUCUGCUUCCCAUUUACCUUCUGAAAAUGAAAACCAGCAACAAAUACAGCCGAAGGUGUAUAAUGCAGAGACACUAACUACUAUCCAAACGCAGGACAUUUCCCAGCCUGGUAGCUUUUCAGCAGUCUCUGCUCCAGGUCAGCUGCAGAACAGCGAUGCGUUACUGCAGCAAGCUGCACAGUUCCAAACAAGAGAUUCCCAAACUAGGGAAGUCUUGCAAUCAGAUGGCACAGUGGUCACUUUGUCACAAUUAACUGAUGCAUCACAACAACAGCAGUCUACACUCUCAGAACCAGCACAGGCAUUGCAGCAACAGAUUUCAUCAAGUAUUUUCUCAUCGGCAAGCGGCGUGAGUCAGUUACAGAACACUAUACAGCAACUCCAAGCUGGGAAUUUUCCAACUAACACUGCCACUGGCAGCAAUGGAAACGUUGACUUGGUGCAACAGGUAUUGGAAGCUCAACAGCAGUUGUCUUCUGUUUUAUUUUCUGGUUCAGACAGCAGUGAGGAUGUUCAAGAUCAGCUAAACGCAGAUAUCUUUCAGCAAGUUAGCCAGAUACAAAAUAGUGUCAAUUCUGGGAUAUUCUCCUCAUCAGACACAGCUGUCCAUUCCAGACCAGAGAAUCUUUUGCCUGGACGAGCUGAAAAUGUUCACUCACAGCCUGAAAAUGCACUGUCCAAUCAACAGCAGCAACAACAGCAGCAGCAGCAGCAGGCGAUGGAGACUUCUGCAGCAAUGGUGAUAGGAAUCCAACAGAACAUUUGCCAAGCUGCAACACAGAUGCAGUCCGAUUUGUUCUCCUCGACAACGUCAGGGAAUGGAGCCCUCCAGCAGUCGCCUGUUUACCAGCAGGCUUCUCACAUAAUGAGUGGGUUAUCAACAAGCGAAGACAUGCAAAUGCAGUGUGAAAUAUUCUCUUCAUCUCCUGGUGUUUCUGGAAGUGAGACUACUCCUGCUGCUCAGCAGCAGGUCUCCAACAAUGGACCUACUAUGUUUCAGGCAUCAAAUUCUGCAGAUGGAGAAGAAGCUUCAGGCCAGAGUAAACAGAUGCAAAGUACCGUAUUUCAGACCAUGGUUCAGAUGCAGCAUAGUGGAGAAAGUCAAUCUCAAGUUAAUCUCUUUUCAUCUACCAAAAACAUGAUGACCGUUCAGGCAAGUGGAACUCAACAACAAGGAGGUGCUCUCUUCCAGCAGGGCGGAGAAAUCAUGUCUAUUCAGUCGGGAAGCUUUAUGCAGCAGUCUCCACAUUCACAAGCUCAGCUUUUCCACUCGCAGAAUCCUAUCGGUGAUGCUCAAAAUAUAUCACAGGAAGCACAAGGCUCUAUUUUUCACAGUCCAAAUUCCAUUGUCCACAACCAGACCAGUACUAAUUCCUCAGAUCAGCUGCAGCCUCCGAUGUUCCACUCGCAGAACACCAUGGGUGUAUUACAGAGCUCUUCAGUUCCUCAAGACCAGCAGUCUGCUAACAUGUUCCUCUCCCAGAGUUCAAUGAACAACCCUGCAACUCAGGAAGAACAGAUGUCAUUCUUUACAAGCCCAAAUUCCAUUUCUCCUCUUCAGACAGCAACAAACACUGAACAGCAGACUUCUUUCCAGCAGCAGACACAGAUCUCUCACAUCCAGAGUUCUAUGCUUCCCCAGGAACAGCCCCAGACUCAGCCUGCUCAGCAAGGUUUGUUUCAGUCUCAAGUGUCAUUAGGCUCCAUGCAGUCCAGUUCAAUUCCCCAGAACCAACAAGGAGCCAUCUUCCAGCCUCAGCAUUCGAUGGUUGCUAUUCAGAGUAGUCCUCCGUCUCAAGAACAGCAGCAGCAGCAACAGCAGAACAUGAUGUUCAGUAAUCAAAAUGCAAUGGGUACAAUUGCAUCUCAAAAGCAGAACAUGAUUUUCAAUCCAAAUCAAAACCCAGUUACCAAUCAGGAGCAACAAGGCCAGUCCAUUUUUCAUCCACAGACUAACAUGGCAUCAAUGAACCAGGAGCAGCAGCCCAUGCAAUUCCAGAGUCAGACUACAGUGUCUUCUCUUCAGAAUCCUGGAUCCAACCAGGCUGAAGCACAGCAGCCAGCCAUCUUCCAUAACUCGCCCCAGAUUCAGUUGGUCCAAGGGUCACCAAGUUCUCAAGAGCAACAAGUCACCCUCUUCAUCUCUUCAGCUUCCAUGUCUGCCUUGCAGAACAGUAUGAGCCAGCAAGAGCUGCAGCAGUCUCCUAUGUACUCUUCUCAAAACAGCAUGGCAGGAAUGCAAGGAACUGCUUCCCCUCCACAGCAACAAGCUUCUUUAUUUCACAACACAGCGGGAGGUGCUAUCAACCAGCUGCAGAAUUCUCCUGCUUCAUCUCAGCAAACAUCAGGAAUAUUCCUGUUUGGCAUUCAAAACAACUGUGGGCAGCUGCUGACUUCUGGACCAGCUUCGUUGCCGGAUGAGUUGAUGGCUAUCAGUCAGCCAGGUCAGCCACAGAGCGAGGGACAAGCGGCAGUGCCAACGCUUCUCUCCCAGCAGAUAUCUGAGACUCCUCCACUACCCUCAGCUAUGGCAACCAAUCAGAAUAUUGAGAAAAUAGAUGAUCUGCUUGUGUCGUUGCAAAACCAGGGGAACAAUAUGGCUGGCUCGUUUUAAUUAGUCAAAAAAUCUGUGAAGAAAAAAGCGAUGAUUUCCCAGAUCCUCUCAGACCUUCCGACUCUGGAUUAGGCUGUGUGGAACUGAUUGCUUCUGUCAAAAAGUGGCCCUCUUCUCUAAAGAGCACACACGUGGCCAAUUGCAGCGUCCAGCACCUAAAGCUAUGACCAUAGUAUUUGGGAUUUGUAGUGCCAAUAAUGCUGAAAAGCUAUGCUUUGUUUUAACUAGGGCAUGGGAUUGUACUGUUACUAGAUUCCUAAACCUCAUUAACAGUGGGGUGCUCUUUCAAUUUAAAGCAUAUCUGGUCAGUUAUUAUUGUUAUUAGAAGGUAAUACAUGUUACCACGUUUACUCUUUUUUUCCUUCCUCCUCUUCCUUCUUCACAUCCCGUUUUGACUAGAAAAGCUUGUGAAGCAGAAACAUCAAAUGCCUGUGACGUGAGCUCGUAGGUGUCAGAAAGUGAAGGGAUCACAGGUUUUACAGUUGAGUGGGAGAGCUAAUACUGCUAUUUGUUAAUUGCAGUAGGUGGCAAUGAAAAAUAUUGAUAACUGUAAUACACAAGCAGAGAACUGCUUGCUGCUGUAGAUAGCCAGAGGUGGGCGCUUCCCAUCUGAGAAUGUGAUUAAUGGUUUUCCAUGUCUCUUACGUGUAACUGUACAUAGAGCAAGGCUUUGGUGGCUCUAACAAAGUGAAGAAAUGAAGGGGAACUUUGAAUUAAAUUGUGCUCUUAAAAUCUUAUCCUCUAAAAUACCUUCAGUUUGAAAGGAACAUUCUGCCUGGCUGAGGAGAGAACUCUGUGUCUCUCACUGUAUGGGUUAGAACUCUGGAAAGCUGCAUUAGCCAUUCUCAACCCGGCCUUCUCCCUUUCGUUCUUUCCAUGGUUUUCCUUCUCUCUCCUUCAGUUUUUUUAAAAAAGCAUAAAUAUCCUACUGGCUUUGAGGAUCAGAAGCAGCUUUUAGGAAUCAAUGGCAUUAAAUUGCUUAGUCAGGAGGAGCUUUGACAAAUAAUCAAGGAUUAAGGAGAAAGAGGAAGCAAUUUCUCCACCACCUUCUCAAUGCAGAAAUCCCCCUUAACCAGUCAUUUUCCAGCUGUCACUGAUGUAAAUCUUCAGCUUGACUUUACUCCAAGUAGGGGGCAAAUUACAUCAUUUCUGAGCAUUCUUGAAAAUUUCACUUCAUCCUGAGCUGUUGCAUCUUUGUAGCAUAUUAAGCUCAUUGCAGUUUUGAAGUGAUUUUUUUUUUAAAUACCUACAAUCCCCAAGUCUAGUUUCGAGAUCGUCAUGUCUCAAUUUAAAAAAAAAAUUUAAAAAAAAAAAAAUAUAAUUGACUGAUGUUACAGAAUGUAAAAACAACCCACUCCAGACCAUGCAGUUGUAUUGUGAGGCGUGUGAAUUUUUUUGGGUGCUCCAACUAUCCGGACAGUUUUGUGAUAUCUCACUACAGCCUCAUUCAGAUACUCGUUUCUUCUCCUUCUGCACGUAGAAAGCUGUUGCUGCGGUUAGAGCCAAACAGCUGUCAUGUAUGGCUAUUAUGCCUUGGUAGAGUGUAGUUGGUAUCAUGUCAUUUUUUUCAUUUUUGUUAUUUUAAAUAACAAAGAAUAGUCUGUAAAUGGUUUUUAAGUUACUCUAGUCUGUUUACUGUGUGUUUUUUCCCUUAACUCGUGUGCUUAGUUGAGCCGUGUAGAGUUUUUUGUUUGUUUUAAUGGUUUUUCCUGUUUGUCGGUCUGUCAUAACGUUCACUUUCUCUUUCUGUCUCUCUCUUUCUCUCUCUCAUUGAGAGGCAUUGAAUUACGUUUUCAGUAGUAAGGCUUCUUGCCGAUAUGAAGGGAACUUUUCAGAAAGAGACCUGCUCUGGGUCAUUUAAUUUUGAAUACAGUUUUCAAUCGUUCAAGUUUUGGAUGGUUUAUAUCUAAUGUGUGUUUCAUUUUUUUGGAAAGCUAUAUUUUGUAUUUAGGAAAUGGUAUACUAUUUUGCUAUUUGUACUGAGUGAGUACAUUGGCAUAAAUAUAAAAAUUUAUAUAUAUACAUAUAUAUAAAAUAUUCUUUUUGCCACACAUUUUUGUGGUAAAUUUGUGAGUUUGUCUGAUGUUCUACCACAACGUGGCGUCUGAUAACAGUGGGGUGGGGUGGGGUUUGUUAUGUCUUUAUUGAGUAUUUAAGUACUUUUUGCAACAUAAAUAACUUGUUCAUCUCUCGCCAUUCCAUCAGGCAAUUUCUUGUUCCAACUGGCUAUGAGAAGCUUCACUGUGUGUUUUGAUGUGUCUGUCACUCAGCAAUACGAUCUAGUGAGGAAACCCGUAGGCAUUUAGGCGUAUAUAAGAUAACGGGGUUUCAUUCAGAAUGAGCCAUUCAGCUUUUAUCCACUAUCAUUGUCUAUUUAAUAUUUUAUUAUUAGCGCCUCUGUGUUUUAACUCUUAAUUUAUGAUUAUGCUAAAAUGUUUAAAAUUUUAAUCAUGAUAAAAAGAAUUCCCUGCUUCAUAAUGUCCAGAGCGGCUUUAUAACCCUGAACCAUACUUUUUCUUUCUGUGAUUUUUUUUUUAUUAUUUUUUUUUUCCUGCUAAGACAAAAUAUUAACAAAAUCCUCUAAUGGUUCAUGACGUGAGAACAAGGAUCUUGCAGCAUUGACUAAAUGCUAUAUGAGGCUAUGUAGAAGACUGAGAAUUAUGGACCGAAACAACUUCCAGAUGGUCGUGGAAGUCGAUAGCCAGUUAUUCAAAAAUGAACUGGUGGCUUUUGCAGGAUGGCAAUCCCAGGACAAGCUGUUGGGUGUCACCUGGGGCCUUCAUACACAGAAGAAGUAAUAGGAAUGAUCCAUUCACUUGUGUGCUGCUUCAAUUUGUUCCGUUGUUCCGAAAGGGUGUAUCCUUACGUUGAAGUGCUGUUGUUCAGUGCCAAGUCACCAGGGACCAAUUCUCCAUUUAACAAGAUGGGUGUCCAAAAGAGAACUUCAUACCAAGACUGCUACAGCUCCAGGGGAAGGGUAUGUUUGAAUUGUGUGCGUAUUUUUGGUUGCUUAUGAAGAGAAGAGAAAAAAAAAAAUUGUAAAAAAAAAAUAAAUCUAAAAAAAAAAAAAAGGGCUGUGCUAUCACAUUUUUCACUUCGGGAUAACACCUGUCUAUUCCUGUGUUAAAUUUAUCUUGUUCAUUUUAGGUCAAUGUUUAAAUGUACAACACUUUGAACACGUAAUUUGGUUACAAAAAGUAUUUGUCUUAUGAAUGAAGGGAUCGCUCAGCGGUUGAUUAGUGCUGGAACUGCUGCUUGCAGACAGCUCUUACAGAGGAUAAAGAGAGGUUUGAUCGGCCAAUAAAGAGCUUAAAGACAGGCUGCGGGAUUUCAUGGCAGAAAGACCCAAGAACAGUGUGAGCCACAUUUGUGUUUUAUCUGAGUCCUGAAGGUUUACCAUCUAAGCAGUUGAUACUGAUAAUUGGAGCUUACUCUGCCUUUUGUUUUCCCCUCCAUCCCUGUGUUUACUCCUCCACGCGCUGGCACUGCUGCCUGUGAGCACUAUCGGGUCUAGUCCGUUUUGCUUGAGAAAGAAAAUAGUGAGACAUAAGUCUCUCCAAUUUUAAAGUUCCUGACAUGACUGUAACGGGGGAGUUACUGUCAUAUCCCUAUAGAAGACAUCAGUAGGAGAAAAAUGAAAACCUGCAGAGCUGCAUUGCUGGGAUGGGGUUUCUGUAUCUUGUUUUUUCUGCUGCUUGACCUCGCUCUUAAAGAAUUGUUCAGUCUGAUCCUCUGUAUUAAGUGUGGGCUGCGCUCUCUGGUUGUACAUACACCUCUGCAGCCCCCGUGGCCCCCUCUCUGCGCAGCAUCCCUGGCACGUGGUGGUUUACACAACAGUGAUUUUUUGGCACAGAUGAAAACCCAGGGAGAGGGACCUGCUCGCCACCAGGCGGGACUUCUGCAUGUGUUCUCUUGUCCACUUAUGUACUCUGUGUGUGUAUGUGUAUAAAAAACCCCACCAUAUAAAUAACACAUACUACAGAGUUAUUAACAUCCCCUCUGGUGGGAAGUUACUGGUGCUUUGUGCUUAAUUAUCAAGUCCAUGUUUUUUUUUUAUAUUAAUUGCCUCUCGACUGUCUGAUCUUUCAGCAGUUAUUCAAGCCAAAUGCUGUGCUAUUAUUUUAACAGAAAACCAGUUCAAGAAAUAAUUUCAGCCUUGCUGUUUCAAAGUGGAUGUUUAAUCACCAACCAUUUUAUUAUAAUUACUUUUAAUUACUGAGAGGGUGGUUAUUUCCUAUUUAGUUUUAAGAUAAAGCAUGAACAGUUGAGCGUUUGUUACUUUGGCAGAUUUUUUUUUACUGGAAAUACUGAGAGUCUGGGCGGCUCUAUCAGUGGACAUUCCCCUAAUUUAGAUAAGUUAGACUUUUUUUUUUCUUUUUAAAAGCUUCCGUUGUGAUUUUGAUUUGGGAUAUAGUAAAAAGAGAAGUUGUCUGAAUAGAUUUUCUACUCUCUUAUCUUCCCUGAGUCCUCAGAAAGAACACCAAAAAAGUCAGAGGCUUGCAUUUGUCUUAAAACAUUCUUUAAAUCACUAUUUCAGUAGCAGGAAAGGUGAUUUAGUAAAAAGUAAAAUCAAAAAAAAAGUUGUUAUUGGACUAAAAAAAGCUAUGUGUAGUUUCCCCCGUGUGUGUGUGUGUGUGUGUGCAGACGUGCACGUGCACAGUCAUUCAAAGUGAAGGAAUUUUCAGUGUUUGAGUGUUGAGCCUCUGCCUGGCAAACUGUUGGGGUAGUUUUUUGGGGUAAUUACAGGAGAGGAGCACAAGGGAUUGCGGACAUUUGUCUGAGUGGUGGAGCAAGAACGAGGAGAAUGGAUUGCUCUGCACGCUCUGAGCCAUGAGCUGUGGGUAGAAGGUGAGAAGAAGAAAAUAUUGAUCAGUGACUUCUCAUUAGUGCAAAACUUAUUUUCAGAGAAUAGCUGUUUUUUUGUGUUCCAGAGGGCCUGGUGGCAGCUCCAUUAUUUUAGAAGCUAAAAGGGAAUUGAUACUGAGAUUGUUUGUUUGUUUUGGGUUUUUUUUCUUAUUUUGGGAUAGAUUGCGAGUGCUUCAUGUUCAUAUUCAGACCAAUUCUGCCAGUUGCAUGUGAUGGGAGUCACUUGAGGCACGUCUGUCUGUCUGUCUGUGCACACUGUGGGCUGGGAACCCGGCACACGGGAUCCCAAGUGGAAAUGGGAUAAAUGUUACUUAGAUGUGAGGAAAAACACAGCAGCAGAUAAACUCCUGUAAAAGUGUACUCGUAAAUUCUCUGGUUGCAUUUGGGGCUCUGAGGGGUUACACAGGAGGAGAGGCUUUUCCUUUCUUAUACUCUGUAUAGAUCUGUAAAUAUCCAAUGCCUGUAUAUUCUAGGGUUAUAUAUAUAUGUAUAUAGAGGAAUCGUAUUAUCUAUUAUAUAUAAAUAGUUGGUAGACAACCGCAUAUAAUACAUAUUUACAUUUUUAUAAACCUGAAAGAAUAUUACUUUUUCCUUAUUUUGAGGUUAUUUACCAAGGUUUUUUGUAGUAACUCAUUACUAGUUGUAUGAACACCUUUCAGUACUGUACACAUGGCGCUCUUGGUAACGUUGCUCCAGAAACUUGCUCUGCUUGUGAACGUCACUAAUAUCCGUGGAUUUAAAACAGCUGUACUUUUGUAUUUUUCUAUAUUUUUUUAUUAAUAAUUGCAGAUGAGGUGUUAGAACUGACAGCCUGUUUGAGAGCUGGCUGCUGGAGGGGCUCAGGAAAGGCAGGAGCAGCAGCUCAGGGUUCCUGCAUCCGUGUGCUCCCCUGACGGCUUCCCUCGAGUGAUUCCUGACUGCAGGACCUUUCCGUUCUCAGUCUCCCAGCAGCUGGUGCCCACAGGGAAUAGCGGUGGUUGUGUUGCUCCAGAGGAGCUGGACUGACACCGGCAGCUCCCUCCCAGUGGGGUUAUUAAUGGUUCUUGCAUAGCAAAGGAUCCCAGUGGCUGCUGCUCAGCUGGGUUGCGUUUGGAUCGGGAAGGUGAAGCUCAAUCCGUCAUUCUUCUUUGUUCUCAAAAAGGCAGGCAUCUUUAAUUUUUUUAAUUUUUUUUUUUUUUUAACUGAUGUUGUAUUACGACAGUCACUAUCUAGGAAACUCUCUCCUUGAAAGCUGGUGAAAGCUCUCCUUGGUUUCUGGCCGUGAGGAACCCUGCCCCAACCUGUACUGAUUUCUUACAGACUCUGUGAGAAUCACAGAAUGAUACGGGGUUGGAAGGGACCUCUGGAGAUCAUCUAGUCCAACCCCCUGCCAAAGUAGGUCCACGAAGAGCAGGUUGUGCAGGAAUGUGUCUAGGCGGGUGUUGAAUUAAACUAACAGAAAACCAGAUGAUAAAAUCAAUAGCAUGUGUGGUGUCCGCCACGACCCUUCAUGAAAUCAGGUGUGUUCCACUGCUAUUUGAUACGAGGUUGAUCGAUAGACAUUAUUGUCCUGGAACAGACUUUAUCAGAGCACCUCCGCUGAUCUCCGCUGUUUCCAGAGAUCUGUAAUUUUUGCUGUUACAGUUGAUUAAAUUGCCUCAUAACAUUGAAGGGUAUUGGGACAAGGGUGGGGAAUCUGAGGAUUUCCCUGCUUGCUGGGGGUCACACACCAACACCCUCUCUCAGGUGCUUGGUCAGACUCCGUAACUCCGACGCCCAGCAGCCACCCGCUGUAAAAUAUUCCAGUUGUUUGCAUUUGCUGCAGGACUCAGAUUAGGAAAGGGUCCCUGUGUUCAGAUCACGUAAAUGGCCGUCACUUCUCUUUAGUCCCUGGAGCUGCCCCUCUGUGAGCAGGAGAAGGUCUGGCCCAAGUAUCCCUUGUGCAGGCGGGUCCCCACACUGGAGCGUGGCUGUUCCGGAGGUCGGGCUAAUGGUGCUCACUUGGGGGGAUGAUCCCUGUCGAAAGGAGAGUGUGGCACUUCGUGGGUGUUGCAAAACUGGGAACAAGUUCCAGUGUCCUGCUUAGAAAUCCACAGUAUUCCCAAAGCUUUUUUUCUUUUUUGCCUUUAUUUAUUUCAUUCUGGGCGCUCUUUGCAAUGAGGUGAUUUGAAAUAUACUUACAUUUGAGCUCAUUAUUAAUGAGUAAGCUCCAAAAAAACCCCCCAAAAAUGUCAGAGCAGAGCUUUCUACUUCUGUCACGAGCUGCAUCUUUGAGUGGUUUACCUGCCUUUCUGCCAUGCCUUCCUGGGGCGCACUGAUCGACCGCUGAGCUGCCUCUUCCACUGUCCUGCAACGUGAAAAGUAGCACCAGAUAUUCCUUUGUGCAUUUCUGUGUAUAUGGCUUUCGUAGUUGGGAUUUUUCAAAGCACUGAUUCCCGGUGUUUUCAGUUUGUUCUAUGAGGGGAUAUUUCAUUUGCAUCUAUGUUUUUAGCUAUCCUGUGAUAACUUGUUGAAUAUUAAAAAAUAAAAAUAUUUUGCUUCUAUUGGGACAUUUGUAUACUCGCAACUAUAUUUCUGUAAACAGCUGCAGUCAAGAAUAAAACAAUGAAAGUUUUCAUUUUGCAGUGUAAA